AUGAAUAUCUUUCGGCUUUUAGGAGAUAUGUCGCACCUGCUAGCGAUUGUUUUGUUAUUGUUAAAGAUGUGGAAAACUCGGUCUUGUGCAGGUAUCUCUGGGAGGAGCCAGGUCUUGUUUGCUUUAGUGUUUUUAACCCGGUACCUGGACCUGUUCUCCACUUUCGUCUCCUUGUACAACUCGGUGAUGAAGGUCUUCUUCAUUUCCAGCUCCUUGUUCACCGUAUACCUCAUUUAUUUAAAGUUCCGUGCCACGUAUGACUCUAGCCAUGACACGUUCCGUGUGGAGUUCCUGGUGAUACCUGUUGCUGUGCUGGCACUGUUUGUGAACCAUGAGUUUGGCGUCCUUGAGAUUCUGUGGACGUUUUCUAUCUACCUGGAGUCUUUAGCCAUUCUACCUCAGCUGUUUAUGAUGAGCAAGACUGGUGAAGCAGAGACAAUUACAUCACACUACCUGUUUGCGUUAGGAAUGUAUCGUGCCUUGUACAUCUUGAAUUGGAUAUACCGCUAUUAUUUUGAAGGCUUCUUUGACUUGAUAGCGGUUGUUGCUGGAUGCGUCCAGACAAUCCUUUACUGUGACUUCUUUUAUUUGUAUGUCAUGAAAGUGCUGAAAGGGAGGAAGUUCAGCUUACCGGCAUAA
This is a messenger RNA of Candidula unifasciata, 639 nucleotides long. The record is from the annotation of a GenBank genome assembly. NCBI's taxonomy places the organism in Eukaryota, Metazoa, Mollusca, Gastropoda, Stylommatophora, Geomitridae.